Molecule: messenger RNA, 561 nt
Organism: Peronospora belbahrii
Lineage: Eukaryota; Oomycota; Peronosporomycetes; Peronosporales; Peronosporaceae
Source: the annotation of a GenBank genome assembly
AUGCUGGACGUUAAGGAGAUUCAGAGACAGGGGAUGUUUGUCGUCAAGAAACGCCAAAGCGGUGAGCCUGUUGACGCCUGUGAGCAGAAGCAGGCAACAUGGGAAUUCAUGACCUCUGUAAUCUCGAGAAUAGUACCACUUUACCAGCAGGUUGCCGACAUGGGAUUGUACCGCAAGAAACAUACGUCUGCCAUGAACAGCAACACGACUGCCAAGAGCACGCAGCAACGUUUGUUCAUAAGAGUUCUUGACAGAUUUACAGCACGAGUAUCGUAUGAUCGUGGAAUAUAUGAGUAUGCUUCAAGGUUUGGAGAUUGCAGUGAAAAAAUGCAACAAGUCCAGAGACGUAGCAACGCCGUGAUCGAGAGAGGACUGCGACUAGCGCAAGAGGAGCAGGCAUCAAGGACCAUCGCUUGUGAGAAGGUGGAGCAGGAAGGCACGAUUUGUGUCUCAGCUGCAACUGGUCAAAGAGCUAAGAAAAAAGGAGUGCCAUUGUGGAUGCAUAAAGGAGUGCCACGUGCUACUACAACGAAAAAUUGCGUUGUAUGGUUAGAGCUGUGA